UCGCUGAUGACGUCAGGGACUCCAGCCUGUGCUGCUCUCCAAACAAUCAAGGCGAUGGUCCUGUCGGCACAGUCGUGCUUUGGAGGGAGACUUUUUCACAGCGAAAGCCAGGAAAACAUUACAACCCCUGAAAUGUACCAGAGCCCACCGGUCGCGGUGGAUUAAAACGGAAACUUUUACGAUGGCCCUGAACGUGAAAAAGUAAUCAAAACAGCAUCAUCCACGCAGCGGACGUUCAAGCCAGCGAGGAACGUUAGAUGCACGCGCACUGCUAAUAUGAGCGAACCGAGCCGCCGUCUCAACCCUUGCUGCACUGACACGUUUUUACUGUUUUAACCAGUUGGAGCAGGACAUUGGCCGGCUUUUAUCUGUUUACUAUCAUUUUACACUCAGACUAAGCUACGAGUACGACCUACAGAACCAACCAUGGCAGGCAAGCUGACUACACAAGGCACGGGAAUACUGCUCGUGACAGCCAACGUCGGCUCCCUCUUUGAAGAUCCUGAAAACCUCCAGAAGACAUGGCUGAGGGAAUUCGAGCAGACCGUACAUUCGCACAAGCCUCACUUCAUCGCGGUGCAUUGUCAGGAAGUGGGGGGGAAGAACUGUGAGACGUCCAUGGCACACGUGGACAGUUUUAUCAAAGAGUUGCUGUCCAGCGAUGGCUUGAAGGAGUAUAGCAGAGCCCGUGUCUACCUCGAUGAGAACUAUGAGUCCAAGGAGUUAUUCACAGCACUGGGGAGUUGCUACUUUAUCCACGACUCCUUGAAAAACAUCCAACAGUUUGAUUUCAAAGCAAAGAAAUUCAAGAAGGUGGUUGGCAAGGAGACCUGCUCUGAUACAUUAGAAAGCAUACCCAUGCUGGAGAAGCAGAAGUUCCCACAGGAUUACUUCCCAGAGUGCAAGUGGUCCAGAAAGGGCUUCAUCAGAACCCGGUGGGCCUUGGCGGACUGUGCCUUCGACCUGGUUAACAUCCACCUGUUCCAUGACGCCUCCAACCUGGUCGCCCUGGAGAAGAGCCCCUCUGUCUACUCUGGGACCAGACAGAAGGCCCUUGGCUACGUCCUAGACUGGAUCACAGACCAGCGGUUCGAAAAGUUGCCGUAUUUUGUCUUUGGGGACUUCAACUUUCGGUUGGACACCAAGCAGGUUAUUGAGAGCCUCUGCUCCACUGCCACUAUGCAGACGGUCCAGGCCGCUGACACCAAUGAAGUCGACAAGCUAAUAUUCAGAGAAAGCGACAAUGACAGGAAGGUUGUUCUCGAACUUGAAAAGAAGCUUUUUAAAUAUGCCAACCAGGAUGUUUUCCGGGAAAACAAUGGGACCUCGCUGUUAGAGUUUGACAAAGAGCUGUCUGUCUUCAAGGACCGUCUGCAUGAGCUGGAGAUCACCUUCCCUCCCAGCUACCCAUACAGUGAAGACAGCAGCCAGGGCAAGCAGUACAUGCCCACCAGGUGCCCCGCGUGGUGCGACCGCAUCCUGAUGUCCGCCACUGCCAGAGACUUAGUUCUGAAGCCAGAAAACGAGGAGCGGUCUAUAGUCUACGACAACAUAGGGCCCAACGUGUGCAUGGGGGACCACAAGCCUGUUUUCCUGUCCUUCCGAAUAGCAGCGGGGGCAGGUAAACCUAAUGCAAAUAAGCACAAGUGUUGUGUGGUGCAGUGAUGUCGUGGCAGGGAAAUGGAGCCAAAAGGGGGAGAAGAUAUGCCGUGAAGCGCCUCUGUGAGAACCCAAGAGGAAACAACAACACACACAAACACACACGCACACACAUACACACACAGUCUCGCAUUCUCACAAACACACAAACACACAACACUGACCUACACCCACUGACCUAAACACACACACAAAAGCACAGGAGUACAAAAUACACACACACACACACACACACACACACACACACACACACACACACACACACACACACACACACACACACACACACACACAGUGUAAGAGAAAAGAGCCAACACUAGCGUGUCCAGCAGUGCUGAGCAGGUUGGGCUGUUGGUCGUGUCUCUCCCUCCACACAAGCAGAACCCUGAGAAUGUGGACUAGCCACCCCGCCAGCCUGGCUCCAGACUACACACACACACACAUCGCUGACCUCACUGUUGCCAUGCAACCCCAUUCCCUUAAAAGCAAAAACACACAUCCAUAUUAUCUAUAUAUUUAAAACUAUAACGACGGACGGACAGACUUUGUUUUUCAUGUUGUAACCUCCUUGCCAAAACUCUAAGUGGAGUCCCUCCCGACGCCAUGGUUAUUUUAGAUUUUUAUUUUGUCCGUUAAGGUAUGCAUCUACGCAUAGAAGCUAUGGUCCCGUUUGGUAUCUUAAGAUGUUUAAACAAAAGAAAAAAAAAAGUGCAAUGCAAAAAAAGUGGUAUGUCUAUUGCUAGGUUUAUUUGUACCCGGGACAGUAUAACAUAGAUUUGUUAAUGGUUUUUAAGUGCUUUGUUUUUUCCGACCCAAACUCUGAGGUCCUUCUGGUUAGAAUCAAGAAUGUUUUUCGAGUUUAAUAUCAAAAGUUUUUUGUUUUUGUUCUUUUAUUUUUUUAAUGGCGUUGUUAUUUUGAGUUUGAAUUGCUGUCGUCGUCGUCGUUGUUGUGGUUGUUUGCACACAACACUGCCAUGCCUGACACAUCGGUUUGAGUCUCAUUUUAUAUACUGUACUUUUUAAAAAGAGAUAUAAUUUAUAAUUCUUACCAAAAUUGUUAUGCGGAAGGUAUGUCUAGAGACAUGGGAGGGCAGGGUACGGGGGUGGGGGGGUGGGGGGGGGGGGGGUGGUGUUCGCAGCUCCCCUCGGCCACAGCGACCUUUGAAUAGUCAUUACAAAGUGGUAGAGCGAGGGAGAGGGAGAAUGGGAGAGGAAGAAAAGGAAACUUUUCAGCCCACAUGAUUUAUAGCCUAUCCAGGAAUGUUUUAAGCAGUGCCAUAGACCAUGCAAGUAGGCCUAUAUAAGAUAAUAUUUCACACAUAGCAGUCUCACCUUAUCUCACGUUUAUUAUUAUUAUUAUUCUUACUCUAACUUAUUUCUGCGUAAUAUAUGAUGGUUCGUAAUGUGAUAUUUUACCUAGGCUUGGGUAUUCCUUACAAUGUAAACAGUUGUUUGUUUCUUUUUUUUUGUUACUGCAUUAUGGUGCCAAGUAUUAUACACAGAAAAUGAAGUGUGUGAGAAUUAUCAUAGAAAUACUUAAGUCGAAUGGAUAAAGAUUGUUUUGAUUAUAAAUUGUUAAAUAAGAACGCUAAACGCAGGGGGAACCAGAAGGAAAUGCUUUUCAAUUUUGUAUGUAGCCUUGGACAGCCCCUCUCUCAUUGGUCGUGCGAGCAUUAAACGGCUAAUAGAGGACUGUUGAUAAAACGCCAACGUCUCUUUUUAUCGACUUAAUUCACUACACUACAGAGUCCGCAGGCUCUUCCUUAGAAUGAUCCUUGAUUUUAUUUUAUUUCUUCAUCCCGCCUAAAUCACCGCAAGUGAAAAUUAUUUUUCGUGCCUGUCGCAAUAUCUCUGUUGUCUUGACAGUAGGCCUUUGGUUGGUUUAGAAACUGCUUGUUUUUAAUUCUGCUGGCCCUGAUGCUAGGAGAGGCCGCUGUUGUUCUUCACUCCUCUUAUAACGCAGACAGAGAUUCUGUUCUAUUCCAUUACAACCUCUACUGUUGGCAAUGCAGUUCUCAAGCAAUAAAACCAUUAGAACUCCA
Messenger RNA from Gadus morhua (Atlantic cod), 3701 nucleotides. RefSeq names its product inositol polyphosphate-5-phosphatase A (gene inpp5a). Bases 427 to 1665 code for a protein of 412 amino acids. Gene Ontology annotation, molecular function: inositol-polyphosphate 5-phosphatase activity. The record is from RefSeq and is a predicted model, not a curated record. Gene Ontology annotation, biological process: phosphatidylinositol dephosphorylation. NCBI's taxonomy places the organism in Eukaryota, Metazoa, Chordata, Actinopteri, Gadiformes, Gadidae. The transcript has 16 exons.